Molecule: messenger RNA, 6345 nt
Organism: Dendrobium catenatum
Lineage: Eukaryota; Viridiplantae; Streptophyta; Magnoliopsida; Asparagales; Orchidaceae
Exons: 10
Coding region: 616-6099 (1827 amino acids)
Molecular function (GO): DNA binding
Source: RefSeq, a predicted model, not a curated record
UCGGCUUUUCUCUCUUGAUUCCAGUUCUUGUCUUCUUCCAUUUCUCUGUUUCUACAAUAAUGCAUGCAUUUCACUGGUCUCCGGAUGUCAUUGGCACAGAAUAAUUUUUGUACGAAUGACACCGCACGUAAUAAAUUUUCCUCUCCGAUCCCCAACGCAAACGCAAGAGAGAAGAAUGCCGAAAUCGCUAUCAUGGCUUUCGCGCGUGGAUCGCCGAGCGCGAAUGGAACAAAAAAACGCACAGGCGCGCGCGCGCCACAGAGAGGGGAGUUGGAGGAGGUGUCGGCAUCGAAGCCAACCUUGGGGAAGCGCCAAGUAUUCUUCUCGUUCUCUCACAUGUUCCACCUGCAGGCCGUACAACCUAAUCUUUUCUAUUCGGCCCGAAACCCUCGGGUGGCCUCACGGUUCACACUUUGAAGGAUUCCAAGGAGGUUGGCAUGGACCGGUUUUUGCUCUAGCUAAGCCGAGAAGAGCGCUGUUGUUGAUAUAUAAUGGGUCGUCUGCUGAGCAUUUUCUUUUUGGUUGUUGGAACGAGAUUUUUUAGGUUAGAUGGUUGAAUCGAAGAUUUUCUUGAGUUUUGAUGACUUGAGCUAGGAGAGGUUGAAACUUACGGAAAUGGAUGAAGUGCGACCUAAGAUUAGAUGGAGUGUGGAGGAGGAAGCGGCAAUGGUAAUUCUGUUCGGAGAAGAAAUCAGAUGGUUGGGCUGUGAUAGAUUUGAAGGCUCGGAGGAGGAGCGCCGGAUAUGUAUGAAUGUUCUCUAUGAAGUGAAUACAAUAAAUUUCAGCAAUGCUGCAUCCAAAAUGGAGAAUUCUCAGUCUAAAGAAUGCAAUAUAAAUAAGCAACCUGGAGAUGCAAAUACUGAAAACUUGGUUCAUCCUAAUCCCCCUUCCUUGAAUGAUACAUUGGGUAAUAUUUCAGGGCAGGCUAAAGUGAAUAAUGGAGACGGUAACCAUGUUUUGCAGUCAAAGAGACUCCGUCUCGAGCCAAUGACAGCUUCGAAUAGUACAUAUGCAAAGCGUUUGAAGAUGUCAUCAUCCGAUCCUUUACAGAUGAAAGAGUUGGUCACUACUAUUACGAGGAGUGACAUUGACGUGCGUAAUUGCUGCGAACUUCAAAAUUCUAACAACUCAACGGCGCCAUGUUCUUUUACUGCGCAUCCUAAUCAACUCUACUCACAAAGCUGUGUUGUGGAGUCCAUCGGCCAUGGUCUCUUGUCUAGUUGCUCUUUCGAUAAUUUUCGAAUUUUGUUGAGUAGUUCUGAUGAUUUUGGUACAAUGCUUUCAAAGAAUGAAUGGACAAACCAAGAGGGUGGUAGAGAUGAAGUGCUUAUAGGAGCCACACCCAAAUCUUCUCCCUAUUCAAAAGAGAGCCGUGCUUGUGCUCUGUCAAAAUCUGACAUAUCCAUUGCUGUUCAAGAAGCAUUUAAAGCAUCAAAAUGUAUGGAUCAAAGUGCAAAAGAAAUUCCUUACCUAGACAGUGUUGAAGGCUCAGUGGGGUUGCCUUCUGGUGUCGAUUUUGCUGCUUCCACCCCUUCACUUGCAGUCCUGAGCGAAAGCGCUGCAGAAGAAAACCUACUACGAAAUUCCAUAGAGGAUCGCCAAACGCACAGCGGUUCUCAUCCGGUGAACAAAGAGUCUAAUGCUCCAGAUUUGGACGAUGUUGUGUUAGUGCAGGCUUCUGCAGUGAAGUCUGUAUCUCCAUGUUCCAACUUAUUAAUCCCGCAAACUCAACAAUCUACAGAACCUGAUAUUCCAGAAUCUAAUUUAAUUGGUGCAUUGGCUGAUGCUUCCACUGCUCGGGAUAGUCCUGCUCAACUCAGUUCACAAGAACUUCAGGGAAAGAGAGCUACAGAACCUAACACUCUUGACUUAUGCAUUGUUCGUGCAUCAUUGGAACCAUACCGCAGUAGGGAUCUCAACCUUCAGCUCCGCUCGCAGGCAUGCCAUCUUCUGAAGGAUGCUGGUUGGAUAGUUCAGAGCCGACAACGUAAGGGUAGAUAUAAAAAUGGCCAAUUUGAUUCCUACUAUACAUCACCUGAAGGUCAUAUGUUUAACUCCCUCUCCAAAGCUUGGGUAGCAUGUGGGUCCAGAUUACUUGCCAUUUCUCAAAAUGCUGGAGCAUAUGAUGAAGCAGAAAAAGUGUGGGUAGAUGUUGAUGAAUUUUGGGCUGACUUGGCAAAUAUUCUGGUAGAAGUUAAUGAGAAAAUUCAGGGCCUGGGAAAACUUGCUUCUCUUCUAAUGAAAUGGUGCAUUCUUGAUCCAUUCAUGGCUGUGGUGUGCAUUGAUAAGAAAGUCACUGCUUUGAAACAUGGAAUGGCAGUGAAAGCUGCAAGAAGUGAAGCAAUUGUUUUAAGUAACAACAACAGCUUGUUCUUGGCAUGGAAGGACGUGGAUGAACUUCAAGAUCACUCUACUCCUUACGACUUGACGCUUGCAGUUCAACCAGUUUUUCCUGAUAGCAGGUCAGAGCUGACUGGAUGUUCAAGCGGCCAAAAAGUUUCACCUUUGGAUGGUUUGCAAGGUCUGAAAAGAAAACGUAGGCACAUAAAAUUGGUGCAUAGAACAAGCCAUGAUGCACAUCACUGCAGCAAAAACCUUGAAAGCCCACCUAGGCAAUUAGCCGAGGUAUCUUUUAAUGCAAUGGACUUGCCUGGGCACAAUCUGUCAUCAGCCAAUGAUAUGCCAGUCCAAGGACCCAUGAUACUAGAUUGUUCUUCGAAGUCUGAUUGCUUGAAUCCAUCUGAAAAUUCCUCAAUUCAGGCAGAAGGGAUGUACUGCAGUCCGACUGAGAAGUCUAACAUAGAUAAUGAUUCUCUUAAUGAAUUAAGAAUUCAUCGUCCUGUUGUUUCUAAUGACAUCCCAUGCAGCUCUAUGAGCUCUGCAAAUCAGGACAAAUUGGGAUCUUUUAAUGUUUUUCGAGAUGGUAUAAGGAGGGUGUUAUCUUUUCAAGAAAAUGAUGAAAUUGGGGGUGAUUCUUAUUUCCAGCCUACAGAUGCUAGUUGUAAUACUCAUGAGAGAAAUGAGGAGCUUGUUGAAGUUAGACAACAAAGCAUGACUGAUUCUGGAAAUACUGGCAACAUAUUUGUGGUAAACCCGGCGGAUGAACAUCCCCCAGUAGGACAGAAAAUGCUUUUAUUCCACCCCAAACAGAAAGCUAUCUGCUUCAACCGGGAUGGUUACUGUAGAAAAGAAUUGAUAGGCUCAUUUGUUUCACCGUGUGAUCUAAAAGUUAAUGUGCAGCAGGAGAUACAGUCAUGUUUUUGUGAAUCAAGUAAUUUAGAUAUUGAUCACUUUUUUGGCUUAAGUAGCUCUUCACACAAAACGGAUUUUCCAUUCCAAGGGAGUAUCAUUGAUUUUGGUUCUCGAGAUGAUCAUUUGAUUGCGAAAUUAGCAAAGCAAGGCAUCUUAGAGCAGUCCGGUUGUCCCAAAGAUGGAAAUUGCAGGCAUUCAAGAUUGAAAAUUAGGAAAAUAGAUCCAGAAAAGCGGACCAUUAGUUUAAUAAAGCAGAGACCAAAAAGACCUACGAGAACUUCAGUAGCUGAGCUGACAAAACAUACUGUUAAGAAGUCUAAGAAUUAUAUAGGAAAUGAAGUCAUGAGGAAAGCCCACAGAAACUCCAAGAACUCUGAACUUGAUACCACAGAAGAAAAUGCAAUGGGCUUGAUGUCUAAAUUAUCAGAUACUAAUUGUAUUUACUCAUUCCCCUUUUCUAUAGAUUACUGCAAAAGUGAUCCCCCACAUCUUGACCACCAGGGUAUCAUUAAUUCAGGGGAGGAAUUAUUUUUAGAGGGGAAAAAGAAAUAUAUUUCUCAUGAAAAACAUAAUGAAGAGCCUUCCAAAAUGCCCAAAAAGGCCCAGGAUCACUGCAAUGAUUUUAGUGCACAAGUUCGUGCAUUUGAAGUUGUAGAGAAUGAAGCUCUAUCUCCUGACCCUCUCAACAGCAAAGAAGUGGAUGAAGUAGAGAAAGCUAAAUUGUGUAAAAAUAAUGGAAUGAAGGAAAAUAAUAGUUAUGCGACUGAGAACAAUUAUCAUUCAAUAUCAGAGGAUGGUGUAGUUUCUCUAGGGCCUCAACAUGAAAAGAGUUUUGAUGAAGCGCUGAUGUCUGAUCCUGGUAACUCCCAGGAAGCAGGUGUGGUAAAGAAAACUGGACUGUGUAAGAAAAGAGGAAGGAAGAAACAAAAUAGUGGCAAGAUUAAUGAUGAUAGCUCUCUUGGAGCAGGUCUGGUAAAGAAAACUGUUGUGUGCAAGAAAGGAGGAAGGAAGAGGCAGCAUAGCCACAAGAUUAAGGUUGAUAAUAUUUUGGAUUAUCCCAUAAUAAAAGCAAUGGAUGGCAAAUCUUGUUGCAAAACUUUGGCUACUAGAGGAAAAAAUUCUGAGUCACAAGCAUCCAGCGAACCAAGAAGUAUGAGAUCUUGUAGACUGACUAUAGAACGUGGUCGAAAAGCAGGGGAGAUUUCUGCUAAUGAAAAAAAAUCCGAAGGCUUAAGGACAGUGCUAUACUGGUUAAUUAAAAUGGGCGUCCUUUCUCCUAGUGACAUUAUGCAGUACCAGAGUCCAAGGAAUAGUGCAGUGGUUAAGGAUGGUCAGAUUACUAAAGCUGGAAUUCUCUGCAAAUGCUGCCAGAAUAUCCUUUCUGUAUCUGAUUUUAAAAGGCAUGCUGGAUUCAAGGUGCAGAAACCCUCUCUGAAUCUUUUUUUGAAGUCUGGAAAACCGUACAUAUCGUGCCAGCUUCAGGCUUGGUCUGCUGAGUACAAGCUGAGGAGAGAUGAUCUGCAAACUAGUGAAGUAGAGGGUGACAAGAAUGAUGAUGCCUGUAGAUUCUGUGCUGAUGGUGGUGAGUUAAUAUGCUGUGAUAGCUGCCCAUCUACUUACCAUCAAGAUUGUUUGUAUUUACAGGAGCUUCCAGAAGGCAGUUGGUACUGCCCUAAUUGUAGUUGUGCUGUUUGCGGUUCUGUCCUUAAUUUGCAAGGGGAUUCAGGUUCCAUUGCAACAAUAGAAUGCUCACAGUGCGAACAGAGAUAUCAUGAAACGUGCAUUAAAGAUAGGAUUAGAUGCGAUGCAGUCGGAUCUAAUAUGUGGUUUUGUGGACAAAAAUGUCUUCAGGUCUACACUGGAUUGCACUCACUUGUAGGAGUGACGAACUGCAUGAAUGAUGGAUUGUCUUGGACAAUUUUGAAAUGCAGUCAUGAUGAUAAAAAAGUUCACUCUGCACUGAAGACUGCUCUGAUGGCUGAGUGCAACAUAAAGUUAGCUAUUGCCUUGUCCAUUAUGGAGGAAAGCUUUCUUCCCAUGUCGGACCCCAGAACUGGCAAAAAUUUGCUUCCUCUAGUCAUAUACAACUGGGGGUCAAACAUGUCGCAAGUGAACUAUCAAGGAUUUUAUACUGUGGCCUUGGAGAGGGAUGAUGAACUCUUUUCUGUUGCUUCAAUCAGGGUGCAUGGAGCCACUUUGGCUGAGAUGCCUCUAAUAGCAACAUGCAUUGAGCAGCGUCUGAAGGGAAUGUGCCGGCGCCUUAUGCACGUGAUUGAAGAGAUGCUGAAAUCAUUGAAGGUUGAAAUGCUAGUUAUAUCGGCCAUGCCAGGCUUAGUAGAGACUUGGAUAUCAACUUUUGGAUUCCAACACAUUAAUGAUAUUGACAAGAAGAAACUAAGUGGUAUCAACCUGUUGAUAUUUCCUGGAGCAACGUUGUUGAAAAAGAACCUGUUUGAACGUGAAGGCAGUGAAUCAGGUGCAGACAAGAUUCAUAAAAAUGCUUACACCGAAGCUAGGACUUCUUUUAACGAUCCAGCUUUGGAUCUCCAAGUUUCUAAGUCCUUAUCCACAGAACAAACUCUUGCUAUUCAAGCACCAGUUCCUGGCACCGAUACAUCCGAACAUGCUUUUCCCAGCUGCUAUUCUGGUUUAAUCUCUCACACAACUUAUUUGAAGAAUAAUGGCACAGGCAACAAUUAUGCUGAAGAGACUGCGAAGAACAAUGAAGGAAUGCAUGAAACUACUAUAGAAGUCGCAACUGGCAACAAUUUGAUUUGUAGUUUGAAAGAGAAGGAUCCUUAUUUAGAAGCUCUAAACUUUUAUAAGUCCAGUCUUGCUUCCAUUUGAUCCUGGCUGUCAGUACUAUCUCAGCAAGAAGCAAUUUUGGUUGAUUUUAAUCAGAUUUCUUCUGCAGCUUCUUGAAAGAGCUUAUAAGAAUAGGAAUAGGAGGAACUUUCCUAUUCUGGCAUGAUUAACAGCGUUUUUUGUAAUGGAGUUUGUAUAAAUUUUUUGGAUGGGCUGUUCGUCCAUUAGGAGUUCUUGUAAUAUAAAACGCCGCAGAGCUCUACUUAUGGCUAGAAUUUUGUUCAUGCA